AUGAGCAAAAGAAAGCAUGAACAUUACGCCAAGGGAAAUGGGAAGAGGUUCAAGGGUGGGGCAAAGCUACUAGACCCCAACACUGCGGGGAUAUAUGCGACGUGCCCUCGAAGGAAGGAGCAACAGUGUCGCCUGGAACUUAUGAACGUGCUUUCUGAAAAAAUACACGAGUACUUUAAUCUCCAUGAAGGGAUCAGCAAGGACAAAGAAGAAACUGGUGACUUAUCAAUAGAAGAAAAGAUUCAACUAGAACUUUCAGAGAUGGAAGAAGCGAAAACGAAUCCGAAGGCGAAUUAUUUGCAACCAAUCGAUAUUGAUGUCGAGUGUGUGGUGUUUAUAAAGACUCGGAAGCCCAUAGAUCCAGCUGUGCUUGUCCAGAAGUAUGUAGAAGAGUGCUAUGAGUCGGGCACCAAGACAACCAGGACCACUCAAAAACUCACUCCAAUUAGUGAUUCAUGUAGCGCAACAGGUGAUACAGAGGAACAUUUGAAAGAUUUGUCGAAACGUGUGUUGCAGAAGCAUUUCCAUGGCAAAGACCAAGAACCUGUCAAGUUUGCCAUUCAAGUGUCGAGAAAGAACUUUGAUACACUCACCUCCGAAGCAAUUAUUAAAGCGGUGGCUGAAACAGUAGGACGUGACCACGGACAUACUGUGGAUUUGAAAAACUAUGACAAGUUAAUCAUUGUUGAAUGCUACAAGAACAAUAUAGGCAUGAGUGUUGUGGAAAACUACUUGAAGUAUAGCAAGUUCAAUUUGCAGCAGAUUUAUGAUAAGACGUCAAAGUAG
This is a messenger RNA of Lodderomyces margitis, 786 nucleotides long. Its product is annotated as putative tRNA acetyltransferase. The record is from RefSeq and is a predicted model, not a curated record. The coding region runs from base 1 to 786 and encodes 261 amino acids. The transcript has a single exon. Gene Ontology annotation, molecular function: RNA binding. NCBI's taxonomy places the organism in Eukaryota, Fungi, Ascomycota, Pichiomycetes, Serinales, Debaryomycetaceae. Gene Ontology annotation, biological process: tRNA modification.